Molecule: messenger RNA, 1039 nt
Organism: Glycine soja
Lineage: Eukaryota; Viridiplantae; Streptophyta; Magnoliopsida; Fabales; Fabaceae
Product: zinc finger A20 and AN1 domain-containing stress-associated protein 4-like
Exons: 2
Coding region: 218-700 (160 amino acids)
Molecular function (GO): DNA binding; zinc ion binding
Source: RefSeq, a predicted model, not a curated record
CCCAUUUGUCUCCUUUCGCGGUGGCUUCCUCUUAUUUUUUUCUUUCUCUCUCUCUUUCUCACUCUUAUAUCCUUUCCGAGUUCCGACUCUGUUAAUCAUUCUCCGUUAAGAUUCUUUCUUCUUUCCUCUUUCCACUCUUGGUCUUAUCUUCUUCACAAUCCCACAACCACUCCUUGUUAUAAAUCAGAUUUUUUUUUCUCUUCUUACAGAUCCAAACAUGGCCGAAGAACACCGAUGCCAAGCUCCCGAAGGUCACAGACUCUGCUCCAACAACUGCGGCUUCUUCGGUAGCCCCGCCACAAUGAAUCUCUGUUCCAAAUGCUACAGAGACAUCCGUUUGAAGGAAGAAGAACAAGCCAAAACUAAAUCCACAAUCGAAACCGCUCUUUCUGGAUCUUCCUCCGCCACCGUCGCCGUUGCCUCCGCCGUGGAUUCUCUUCCGGCGCCGGUUGAAUCCCUCCCUCAACCGUCGGUGGUGAGUUCGCCAGAUGUGGCCGCACCGGUUCAGGCGAACCGGUGCGGCGCGUGUAGGAAGCGCGUGGGAUUGACUGGGUUUAAGUGCAGGUGCGGAACCACGUUUUGUGGGACUCACCGGUACCCCGAGAAACACGCGUGUGGCUUCGAUUUCAAGGCGGUGGGGAGAGAGGAGAUAGCACGGGCGAAUCCCGUGAUCAAAGGCGAGAAGCUACGGAGGAUUUAAUCUGCACCGUUGAUAUGAUGAUCGAAGCGAUUAGGGUGAGUUGAUCAGGACCGUCCGUCGUGGGCCGUUGAUACGAACCUAUUUCGAGCGUGUGUAAGAAAAAAAAAAUCUAUUAGUUAUGACGACAUUGGGAAGGGUUGAAUAAGUCAUAUUUUGGAGGCUUUGCUUUGUGUUUGUUCAUUAAAAAUGGAAAAUGUUAGGUCCACCCACGUUCGGAAAUUGAGGGGUUUGUUUAGAAUUGCAAUGCAAUGUAAAAAAGUGUAGUUUAAUAUUUUUCUACAGGCAUUUCUAUUUUUCUUCCGUUUGCGAGAAAGGUAAAUUAUCGUCUGCGUUGUAUCC